Molecule: messenger RNA, 1656 nt
Organism: Lachancea dasiensis
Lineage: Eukaryota; Fungi; Ascomycota; Saccharomycetes; Saccharomycetales; Saccharomycetaceae
Source: the annotation of a GenBank genome assembly
AUGAAGUUAAGUACGCUACUAAUCUCUAGUAGUUUCCUCUUCGCGCAAGGUGCCAUGGCCGAUUCAGAAACGUUUGGUAUGCUGGCUAUUUACUCGGGGGCGCCUGUGAAAUAUGCCUCUGUGUACGUCGAGAAUGGAGGUCUGUAUGUCGGAAGCUCUCACGUCGGACUUUCCGCGACAGUGACUGACAGUGGUAAGCUUCGUCUUUCUGAUGGAAAUUUCGCUGUUGUUGAACGGGGUGGGGUAUUCCAGGAGACCAGAGAUGAAUCUAUGGCAUCAGUUGGGUUUUCUAUUAUAUCUGGACAUUUGAGCUACCAUGGAUCUAUUGGAUUUUCAGGUGUGUUAUAUGAUGGCGAAUAUCGUCUUUCCAAAGCCAUGAAAAAACCUGACGACCUCGAGGUUAUCAUCAAAGCUAUAAUUCCCAAAGGCAAUUCUGUUCCUGAUUACCGCCCAACAUCCAUGAAGAAAAUGCCGAUUUGUACCGGAUAUGUUAAUGGAACCAUUUUUGUGACCACUACUCAAUAUUCAACAACGACUACCACGCUGGCCGUGUGUGAGAAGAAAAACUUUCCUAUGACAUCAUCAAAUAGCACUGAAUCAAUUGCUACCUCUGCCAGCUCAUCUGAAAUCAGUUUUCAGAUUUCUGCUCCAUUACCAGUCAACUGUCCAAAGGCAACGACCGCCUCACCAGUCUCGCCAGGAACGACGAAACAAGUUCCCUCCUUGAAAACCAGCAGUAUGGUGAUAUGUCCCUCGCCCCUUACUUCGUUGACCUCUAGCUCACCCAGUAGCAGCGUGAAAAGCAUCACAUCAUCCACGUUGAAAUUUUCCAGCACGAUGACCGUCACAGUUUGCCCAAAUGAAAAACCAACGUGCCCCAACAAGAUCACAUCUGUUUCUCCUUCUGAAGCUGCCAUCAUCAAGCCUACUUCCUUUGAACAGCUUACCUCUCCAUCAUCGAAGCCAAGACUCUCAACUGGGACAGAAUUGACAUCAUCGCAGGCGAUUUAUUCAACCAGUUUCAACCCGACAACUGCUGACAGCACAGAGCUAGCUCACCCAUCUACUGGCGAGAUUUUGAGAAGCCUUAAAACAUCUUCAAUUAUCACCAGUGUUCCCGCGAUUUCGCCAAUCUCUUCAACAUCGACCUACGAAGCAGCUACUAGCACUGUCACCAUUGUAAAAUCGAUAGCCAAAGCACCAUCUGUACCUCUCUCCCAGGGCACAGAAUUUACUGGUACUGUUCGCGUCCCCGCCUUAUCAUCUAGACCUCUGAGUAUGGCAGUUUCUUCCUUGAGGCCUGCCGCCAAUGGUACAGAAAAUAUGCCACAAGUGACGUCCACACCAAUUGAAGCAUCUAGCAGCUUCAGCGCAUCGUUCCUCUCGAGCAGUUUGUCAACUGCACCCUCAGAAUCAAUCAGCCAGCCUUCUCAAACGGGGCCUUCCAGUGUUGAGUCGAGUCAGACAUCUGCUCCAACCCUAUCUACUUCGACUCGUCAUUCUACACCAGCUUCUCUCACAACAUCAAUUGAGACAAGUAGCACCAUUUCAGGGACCCGGCCACCUUCGAGUUCUGGAUCACACAAUGGAGCUGGUCGGCUGGAAAGUACUGGAUUAGGAGCCGUAAUCCUAUUUGUGGUUGCUAUCUUUGUUUGA